Messenger RNA from Saitoella complicata NRRL Y-17804, 1431 nucleotides. Its product is annotated as aldehyde dehydrogenase. NCBI's taxonomy places the organism in Eukaryota, Fungi, Ascomycota, Saitoellomycetes, Saitoellales, Saitoellaceae. Bases 1 to 1431 code for a protein of 476 amino acids. The record is from RefSeq and is a predicted model, not a curated record. Gene Ontology annotation, molecular function: aldehyde dehydrogenase (NAD+) activity. The transcript has 2 exons.
AUGGCAGACUCAAACAGCAGUAAGAUCAUUACCCUCUCCCCCAUCGAUCAAUCGCCCGUCGUCACCCGCGAGGCAACUUCUCCUUCGGAAAUUGACAAGAUCCUCAAGGAAUCAGUCGAAGCCUUCAAAGCCUACAAGAAGACCCCAUUGAAGGAGCGUAUCGCAAUCGCUGAGAAAUUCCUCGAGAUCUUCGAGCGUGACGCCGAAGAUGCCGCCCGCGAACUCACCCAGCAAAUGGGCCGCCCAAUCCGCUAUACGCCCUCCGAAAUUAAGACCAUGAUUAUGCGAGGUCGAUACAUGAUCUCCCUGGCAGAGAAAGAACUCGCCGAUAUCGACGUGGAGAAGUUCUCCCCGAACACCCCCAACAUCCGCCGUUACCUCCGCCGCGAACCUCUCGGUCCGAUCCUCGUCAUCUCAGCAUGGAACUACCCCUACCUCAUCGCCAUCAAUGCUGUCCUCCCUGCACUGUUGGCGGGUAAUACUAUUGUUUUCAAGCCCUCUCCACAAACCCCUCUCUGCGCCGAGCGUAUGGCCGCAGCAUACCACGAGGCCGGACUUCCCAAAGCUGCAUUCGCCGUGAUUCAAGCAGGUGAUUUAGGUACCGUCGAGAACCUCGUCAAACGCCCUGAGAUUGCACAUGUCUGCUUUACCGGCUCCGUCGCAGGUGGCCGCGCAAUCAACAUCGCCGCUGCCGCUCGUCCCCAGGGCUUCAUCUCCCCCGGCCUCGAGCUCGGCGGGAAAGACCCUGCGUAUGUCCGCGCCGACGCGGAUGUAGCUUACACUGCUCCCGAGAUCGUCGACGGCGCACUCUUCAACUCUGGUCAAUCAUGUUGCUCCAUCGAGCGUGUCUACGUGCACGAAAGUGUUUACGAUGAAUUCGUCCAGAAAUGUGUGGAGGAAGUCAAGGGCUACAAGCUCGGCGACCCGAUGAACGCGGAAACUAUGCUCGGGCCUGUCGUGAGUCUGCGUUCUGCCGCCACGAUCCGGAAGCACAUCAACGACGCACUCGCUCACGGUGCUAAGGCCUUGAUCGAUGAAUCAUUGUUCCCUGCCGCAAAGGAGGGUUCAAGCUUCGUCGCACCCCAGAUCCUGGUAGACGUGGAUCACUCCAUGCGCGUCAUGACUGAAGAAACCUUCGGCCCAGUCCUCUGUAUCCAACGCGUCUCCUCCGACGCCGAAGCAAUUUCCCUCAUGAACGACUCCAUUUUCGGCCUUACCGCAUCCAUCUGGACAGGAAACACUGAAGCAGGCGAAGCGUUGGCGGAUGAGGUUGAGGCUGGUACGGUGUUUGUGAAUAGGAGUGACUUCCCCGACCCAGCGUUGGCGUGGACGGGUGUUAAGGAGAGUGGGAGAGGGUGGACGUUGAGUUUGAAGGGCUUUGACUCGUUUACGAGGCCGAAGAGUAUCCAUUUGAAGGCGGUUGGGAAGUAG